AUCAUGUGAAAAAAAAGAUAUGUCUGCUUACAGCAAAUGAGAGACGGAUAUAUAUCUGUCGUAAAACACUUGCAAAAAAAACUUCCAUUUGAUUUGCAGAUAUUAAAAGAUAUGACUUGUUUGGGUGUUCAAAUGAGAUCAGAGACUUGGACUGUUAAUGCAAUUGGGAGAAUAGCAGUUACGAUGCCACAUGUAAUUACGGAAAGGGAGGUAUCAUUUGUGAAAGAUGAAUGGAAAUUAUACCAAGCAGCUAAUAUAUCAAAAGACUGGUAUCUAGAUUCUGAUACAAAAAAACUAAAAAGAGUAGACCAUUAUUGGGCUAAAGUUUUUAAAAGUAACAACGAAUAUGGAAAAACAAAGUAUGAGCAUCUCAGUAAAGUUGUUAAGAACUGUUUAACAAUUCAGAAUGGAAAUGCCAGUGCUGAGCGAAGUUUAUCUGAUAACAAAAAUACAUUGACUCCUGGGAGAGUAAAUCUAAAUGAUGAAACAUUAAUGGCUUUGAGAAUAUCAAAAGAAUAUGCAAGAAGUUGCAAAGGAGCAUAUAAUGUUGAUGCACUCUCCAAAGACGUUGUUCAAGCUGUUCAAAAUGCUCAUAAAAUAUAUAAAAAAAGAAAAGCUGAAAAAGACAAAGAAAAAAGAAAAAAUUAUAUUCAUGAGCAAGAACUAAUGAAUAAAGAAAAAGAACAGAAAGAAAUGCUUGAAAAAGUUGAAAAUAAAAAUAAAAAUUUAGAUCAACAGGAAAAAAAUCUAAAGAAUGAUGAAAAAAAUGCAGAUUUUGAGUUUCAGCUUGCUCAGAGAAUGCUCGAUGAAGCAGCAAAGUCUAUGCAAAGUGCCAUUAUUAAGGAAGACAUGAUGGGUAUAAAAAUUGCCCAUGAAAUGAUAAACAGCGCAAAAAGAAGUCUUGAAAAUGCUCUCAUAGAAAUGAACAGAAAAAGUUGAGAGAAAAUAUUGGUUUAAAAUGUAAAAGUGAAAUGGAUAGAAUAAUCAAGCGUUGCGAAAAUUAAAGUUGUCGUUAAAAGUUUGAAAGUUUUUGUAAAUAUAAUAGAGCUUGAACUGUUGGUUCAGUUAAAAUUAGUUAGCAAAAUUUAUUUAUUUAUGU
Hydra vulgaris (swiftwater hydra) is the source of this 1099-nucleotide messenger RNA. RefSeq lists its product as uncharacterized. NCBI's taxonomy places the organism in Eukaryota, Metazoa, Cnidaria, Hydrozoa, Anthoathecata, Hydridae. The record is from RefSeq and is a predicted model, not a curated record. Gene Ontology annotation, molecular function: protein dimerization activity.